Molecule: messenger RNA, 6644 nt
Organism: Epinephelus lanceolatus (giant grouper)
Lineage: Eukaryota; Metazoa; Chordata; Actinopteri; Perciformes; Serranidae
Gene: tmem102
Product: transmembrane protein 102
Source: RefSeq, a predicted model, not a curated record
UGCUCAUGCAUCAAAACACUGGCUGUGCAGUCGUGAAACCGCCCUGCCCUGCUACAACUACACCUUAGCACAGACUUAUCUCCUCUGCGAGGACACGGGCGCAAUUUUAAUCAUAAACCUGACCUCACAAAUCCGUUUGUAGUUCUGUGAUGUGGGGCGUGCGUGCCACACAUACUACUAAUCCCUGGAUCCCCAGAGAAGGACCAUGAUUUCUGGGACGGUGUUGCCAGGGGGAAGGUGGCGCCUGGGACCUGUUGGAAAUGACAGCUGAAGAAGGCGGAUUGAAGCACAGGGAUCACAAUAACAGUGAACGUAGAAGAUAGCGAAGAAAACUCCCUCGCGUCACUGUGUAAAGGGGUUGUCAAGAUGGAUUCCCUGAUAAGUGCAGUGGCGCCGCGUUCCCCAGCCCCUGCAAAAAAGCUGUCGGAGGUGGACUUCCGGUCGGGGGCCACCCUGGAGCAGUUGUCAUCCCAGGUGUCUGAGCUGGUAGUGCUGGAACAGGGAGAGUUCGGAGACCAGACGGCCUUAGAGGUCCACACCGCCAAGGACUUCAUCUUCAACAUGCUAGGUUUAGUCCAGAAGGUAGACCAGCGCCUCCCUGUGGCCAACGAGUACCUGCUGCUGUCAGGUGGGGCACGGGAGGGAGUCUUGGACCUGAACCCCGAAGACCUUGGGGACUACGCCAAAGGGGCAGACUUUGACCUGGACUUCACCCUGCUUGUACCUGCCCUCAAGCUCCACGACCGCAACCAGCCCGUCACCUUGGACAUGAGGCACUCCCCGCCCUGCCACUCAUGGCUCAGCCUUCGCCUCUGCGACUCCAAUGUCUUGUCCCGCUGGAGCAUCUGCUGCCAGGAGGAGAAUGGGCUUCCUGCUGAGGAAGAUGAGGAGGAAGAGGGAGAAAUAAGUAAAGGCUCUAUCCCCUCCCUGGACUCUCCUCAGUCUCUGGACGGAUGCUACUUCUCUCCCUCCCUGGUGACAGACUGGUUCUGGGGGGUGGUGAGCGAGGCUGUGGAGGAGCUGAGGCGCAGCCCCCAGAGAGGCAUUCCCACCCCAGAUCGACUGGAGAGGAAUGGACCCCUCACCACUAUCAUCCUCCAGGCAGGCUCGAGCCGGGUGCUGUAUGACCUGCUGCCUGUGGUGUCGUUUCGGGGCUGGCCUGCUGUGGCCCAAGGCUGGCUGACCGCCAACCACUUCUGGGAUGGUAAAAUCACAGAGGAGGAAGCUAUAUCUGGUUUCUAUCUGCUGCCCUGCUGCUCCCCGCUGGGCGGUCGCCCCGACAGGGAGUGGAGGCUGGCAUUCUCACGCAGCGAGGUUCAGUUGAAGAAGUGCAUCCCUUACCCCAUGGCUCAGGCUUUCCAAGCAGCCAAAGCCGUGUUGUCUCGUAUCCUGGCACGUCCACGCACAGGCCUCAGCCUCUAUCAUCUGCGUACCCUUCUCUUCUGGGCCUGUGACCGACUCCCCGCCGCCUAUUUGUCCUGCCCUGAUGCAGACACUCCAGGCCGCCUCCUCCUGGGUCUCUUAGAUGACCUGGCACAUUGCAUCCUGGGUAAAAACUGCCCAAACUAUUUCCUGCCCCAGUGCAACAUGUUGGAGCACCUGACAGACAGCCAGGCGCUGCUCGUCGCCAGGAAGCUGGCCCAUGUGCGCUCGGAUCCCAGCGAGCACCUCCGGGCGGCUCUGGACCAAGCCCAGCAGGCGGGCCAGCUGAAGAAGGAACUCACAGCUAGCACCAACGGCCACGGCUCCCCUGGCCACCACCCAGCCAAUGGCAUCAUCUCCCCUUCGGAGGACAAGCUGGCGCAGCGACUGCAGCAGCUGGUCACGGAGAACCCUGGGAAAUCCAUAUCGGUCUUCCUCAACCCUGAUGAUGUCACCAGGCCACACUUCCGCAUCGAUGACAAGUUCUACUGAUGCAGACACGCUGCAGAGAAGACGUGUGGAAAUGUGUGUGUUUAGCUUACGAACACACUCUAAAAAUGCUCUGAGACGUCACAUCAGAGGAGACGGAGACUAAAAACCAGGCAGGUGUUUUCCUUUAGAACCCUGCGGGCCUGGAACUGAACACACUCCUGCUGUUCACCAUCCUGAGGCUGAACAAUGAAACAAAGCCUUGCUGCUUGACCGACUCUUUAAACCAAAAACACACAUGUCCUACUACUGACAAAUAUAGCGGACGUCGCACAACAGACAUGAUGUCACCGAGCUGUUGCCACGGAGACGGCCCUCUCCUAACGAGCUGGCCUUAAUGAGACUUAUCAGCUGGUGCUACAAAGACAAGGGCCGGCUUUAGUUGUGUGAAAUAAGUCCAGUGGAGCUCAACACUGAGUAUGUGUGUGUGUGUAUGUGUGUAUAUGUACGCCUAAGGGUUUUCACAUAUUACUAACACUUCUAAAGACAGAGGGAGAAAAGCUCCUUGAUCGCUGCAUUUCUCUCCGUUUUAUUUUAGAUCAGAGUGGGUGAUGGCUGAAUUAGAAAGGAAAAAUAAGGUGUGGCUGAUGUAACUGAAUGUAAUGUUGUGAGGAGAACUGCCGAGUCUUUGAACAAAGAGUCUCUUUUCUCUGUCAACUACAUUUUAGCCCUCUUGUUUGACCCCCAUGCCUCGAUUUAUGGCAUCUAUUUCAUUUAAAAAAAUCUUUCUCAGGUAUUCAUAAUACUUUAAUAAUUCAUAAUACCUUUUUUUAUGUAUAUUAUUCCUUGUUAGGUCUUAAACUAUAUUUCAAUGCCGCUUACAUUUCAUUGGGUAAUGGAAUGUACCAAAGAGCUGUGUUUUUCAAAGAGAAACAUGCGUCUUAGGCAUCCCUUAGCAUCUGCUCUUGAUCAAACCUGAGUUAUGGUCAGAAUGUUAAUAUACCUUUUCUCCUACUGAAGCCCUGGUCACACCAGAAUAAAAAACAGCCACAUUUUGCAGCAAAUUCAAUGGAAUAGGAGCGAUAGCAGAGGUUGCAUUAACCAACUAUUUUCCAUUAUUAACUGAUUUUUUUUUAUCAGUGAUGGAAAAAUCCGAAGUCCCUCCAUCAUUUUGACAUAUUCAAACACUGAGGGCAAUCUACAAUAACUUCAAGUCAUUCACACCCCUCACCAGUUGGUGGCGUGUGCAUAUUAAUCAGCUAUCUCGCCUUUGAUCUCAUGUUCAUGACCUUGUUGUCUAGCUGGCUUUAGCCAAAGAGGUUACCUCUUUGCUUUAGCCAUCACAUUGGUUGGCGAUAUUACUACAUAUCACUGCAAAAUGACACAGCAGUUCAUUUUGUUUCUUUAAAAACUCUUUAAAAUAAUUGUGAUGACGUUGAUGAAUGAGGUGAAAAAGUAGGGCUGGUCAGUUCACCCAAGCCCCGAGAACAGCAUCAGGCUUUAAAACCAAUUUUACAUAGUGGCCAAACGUGGAAUUACAACUUCCGGCUCUGUCACGUGAUGCCAUUUGACCCAAAAAUACUUCUUCCCAUAGACUAACAUUGUGAAAGAGAUUUCUGUAAGUCAGUGGAAACAUUUCUUUGAGUGUCAAAACCCACUAUCGCGAUUUGAUCCAUUCAGUCCGAUAAUAUAUCCAAAUUCUAGAGAAGUCGCAUGAUUAAAUUGUUUUAUCCAUAUUUAAGUUAGCAGAAAGCUAAACCUGAAGUUAGCUGCUUGGCUGGUGUACGUUUCUAGUGUGCCUUCUCUGUGGGCCCAAAGAUGUGGAAGGUCCGAGCAAUUUUGAAGCCACGGAAAUCAAGGUUUUUUUGGCAUCAUGCGCAGCUGAGCUGGUUACAGCCUCCAACAGUGUAUCCAGCUUUCUUUAUAUGCCAGUGAGAACAAGCUGGUUAGCACGAGCUGACACAGCAGUGGCUAACAUCAAACACAGAACUGUCAAACGGCCUCAAACUCGACACCGAAAAGGCUCAACUCUAAUUAAAUCCGUUGAUAACCGUUAGGUAACGUUAGCCGCGUGUUGCUAAUACUUAGCCCUGUCACUGUAUCAGUGUGGGCAGACUCUCACAAACUGUCCCUGGCGCAGAGUCACCAGACCCUGUCUGUAUAAAAUGAUGGCCAACAAAUAAGUCUAAUGCAACCUCUGAAGCGUGGUUGUACUUUGCAUACAGACGUGGGUUAAUUUUGUUGUGCUGCUUUCUGGUGCGACCAGGCCUCAGAAAAAGGUUAAGACUGAAAAGGUUUGAGAUGUUAAAUAUGUUAUAAACUGGUUAAUUCUAUUAUAAUACUGUGUUUUUCUUGUAUUGUACUAAGAUAUGAGUUGUUACAUUUGAGAUAUUCUUGGAGCUUGUUCAAGUUCUUGAGUCUACUACCUGAGCAGACAUUUUGGUCUUUGGUGUUUGGAGUGUUAAGCUAGGCCCUUUAUAAGGGAUUUAGAAUAUAUAACCCUAAGUAUGGAGAUACAAGGAUUAAGAUUAUCAGGAGUGUAUUGAUCACGUAAAAAUGGAUUGGAUUAAAAAAAGACAGGUACAGAAUAGCUGUAGAGUCAGGACUUCGGCUAUUUAUCUACCACAGUCACGACUGCGUCAAGGUACUUAACUGUCAAAGUAUCCCACAAAGGGCCCAGCACAUCUUGUUGCACAUCAUGUAAGCGUGUCUAUUAACUUUUCUCUGCAGAAACUCUCAGUUUUGUGUGUGUCUCAUUCGAUUUUUUGGAAACUAGUUCUGACUUGAGUGAUUCUGAUAAUUGUCCCCCUGUCUCCUCUGCUUGGUUGGUCUUUUUUAAUGAGCUAUGUGUGUGUAUAUGUGUGUUCACCGAGAGAGGAGCCGCGCAGCAGGACACAGACAGACACCCAGAUGCUGCCCAUUGAAUUAUACCCUCAGUGGGUGUGUGUUAGUCGCUGGGCCCUAUCGUUCCUCACCAGACGGGAGUCAUCCACAGGGGGAUGGAGAGAGGAUGGAUGGAGGGAGGGAGACGGGUGCUGCUCUGGUCCUUUGAAGAGGAGAGAUGGGCCUUGCGGGGCCUGGACAACUGCCUCUUUCCGUUGCCGUUUUUCUCUGCCUAUUUCUGUUUUUUCCUCUUUCAUUUUCUUUCACUCUUCCGGCUGUAAUGUUCCUAUUUAUUCCUCCCUCCUCCCAUCCAGAUUCCUCCUCAGAGGUUUGGCAUCUUUCUGUCUUUUAGCACUGGAGGUCCAGAGCAACAAAAAGCCCCUCCAACCUGGUACUACUCCAACCUUAUGUUUACACUCUUCACACUGAUUUGAUUAGGAGCUGUGCAGCCUGCAAAUGCUUUAGUGGAGACAACAAGUAACCAGACAAGCAUUAAUGUUGUCACUUGCAUUAGUUUUGUGGCUCUUACUUGUUUUACCUUAAUGGAUUUGAGGCGGAAAGUUGGCUGAACGCUAACUGCAAACAAACUGAUGGGUAAACUUUGACGUGAUGGGGUUUACCAAGCACUAAACUGCUGCUUCCAGUGUUGCUGCAUAGGCAGGGUUUAAACGCUAAAAAGCACAUGAUUGGUUAAGUUUACAUAAAUAUCAAGGUGGUGGUGGUUAGUUGUGAUAGUUAAGCUGCAGAUGGAUUGUUUUUCCUUCAGACAUUUCUGAGUUACAUAUCACAACAUCUGGGUCUAUAAAUUUCAUGUGCUUACUACUGAAUGUUUUUUCGUCGCAGCAUCUGUCUGUAAUGGUGUGUGUGUGUGCGACUGUGUGUAUGAACCUGAGGAAACCAAAGCGUGUUGUUGGAGUGGUGCAGAAUGUCUAAGCAGGGUGUGUAUUCAGCUUGCCAGGUGUAUUUUCAGCACUUUUUUUUAAAGACGGGCUCAAAUGUGGUUACCCAAAUUGUACAAGUUUUGAAUAGUCAUAAAGCAAAUUUAUUUAUUGGAAAACAUAGUUGAUGUAAAGAUACUUUCUCAUCGCCUCUGUAAUGUUUGAGUUGUUGAAAGUGUAAAAAAAUGUGUGUCUCACUUUGUACCUUAAUGGGCCUAGUUAGAGAUUACUAGACACUGGAAACAAUCAAUGUUUUUUCCUGAAUUGUACACGUGAAUAUCAAAUCCUGUAUUUUAAGAUAGUGUCAGUUUCUAGAUAUGCAAUCAAGCCCUCUAUGGAAAGGUCUACUCUAAUUCUAAGGUUAACUGUCGUUGUGAUUCACUAUCUGCUGUCCAGGGAUUGCAUGAAACACGGAUGACACUCCCAAACCUCGGUCUCUGCUCCGUGCUACUCUAUUUAUAAUCAUUACUGGGUUUUUUUGUGCUGAAACUUCUGAUGAUUCUGUUUAAGAUUCAGUCGGCUUCUGCGGAUAAAUAACUGACUAAAUACGAUGAAUGUAUCCACUGUAUCUCUCUAAUCUGUUCCCCACUCGAGGACACAUCAAAUCUAAUUUCUCACCGUUAUCUGCACAGAUGUACUCCGGCCUGUAGUCAAGUGCUAAGAUAAGAAUCUGUACCAAAUCACUCCACAGUUUGAGAAAUUGAAUUUCAUAUCUCUUUUAUUACUUGAGCUCUUUCUUUUUUUAAGUAAGUGCAAAUUAUUUUCUCUGUAUCAUGGCUGAUUUGCUGUAUUUAUUACUGUUAUUUUCUGGGGGUUUAUAUUGAUCAGUCUUCAAGCUUUAGCAUGAAAUAAAUCACUACAUUUCAAAUCACAUUGUGUGGCAAUACAUUUGUCAUAUGUGCUUUAGUUUUAUUUAUCUCACUGUUUUAAGGAGACGGGGUGAUUAAAAGAAAACUACUCAUCCUCUGUGAA